UUCAUAAAACUACGUUUAACUUGAUUCUUGAUUCUGUGGAAAAUGUUUUAAUGUUGUUAGCUCCAAAGUUGUUGUGAAGCAAUCGUACUUAUUUAAAUUUCUAGCCCUGGAAACAGGACUUUAUUGAUUUUAAGAAGUGUGGUUUAGUUGUAGGUCUAAAACUAUUAAAAUCUUCGUCAGAAAAUGGACUUUUGAAAUUUUGGUGAUUUUGUCAGUAUUAUUUUAACAAGUUUUAGAAAUUUAUUCGACCACAAAAACAUUUUUUGCCAAUCAUACAUUUUAGUGUCCUAGCCUAAUGGUCUGGUCCUGUUCUAGGCUUAGUUGCACAACCCAACACAAAGUGGUAAGCUAAGUUAGGCCCUUUUCUCUCAUCCAUACACUCUGGCUUCAGAGCCUAAAAUUACUUGAAUGUCUGUUUCUACAAAAUGAAUGGAUUUUUCAACAUCACUGAUGGAUCAUACUUUGACUAGGAGAAAGCCUAAUUCUCCUUGGCACCAAAAUCCUAAUGCAGCUAUGCCGAAGACUCCAGCAAUCAUGCAAUCAAUGGACAAUCCUUCAUUAAUUUUGCUGAAUCGGGAGAGCUCUUUGGAAGCAAGUGAUCGACUGAAUUCAAAUGCAUUCGUUCCACCAGAUGUUACGCUCAAUUCUGGCUCUGAAUUCCAGUCAUUGAAACUUGUUCCCAGUUUGGAUGGCCAUAUUAUGUCAAGUUGUAGCUUCCUUUUACUAGACAAGGAUGAAGUAUUACAAGUGGCUUCCGCUGAUGCCUUCCUACAACGGCUCCAUUGUCAGGACCCAGCUACUCGGGUCAAAGUAGUGUCAAUUUUUGGCAACACUGGAGAUGGGAAAUCAUACACAAUGAAUCAUGCCCUCUUCAAUGGUGAGGAUGUUUUCCGAACAUCUAACGAACAAGAUUCGUGCACACUUGGUGUUUGGGCGGCAUUCGAUCCAAAAUUGAAUAUUAUUUGCUUGGACACAGAGGGACUUUUGGGCUCGACACGUCACAAAAAUCAAAGAACGAGACUUCUUUUAAAGAUUCUUGCUGUGUCGGACAUUGUGAUCUACAGGACUAGAGCUGAGAGACUUCACGAGGACAUGUUCACUUUCCUCGGAUCUGCCUCCCGAGCCUACACACAGCACUUCCAAAAAGCUCUUCAGUCAGUGGGUAAAAGAGGGGAAUUCGGAGGUCCACUUUCUGCUCUUGGUCCGUCCGUUAUCAUAUUCCACGAGACCAGAAAUACUCUCACAUUGAACACAGGGCGUGAGAGUGCCGAGGACAUGAUACGCGCCAGGUUCGCGCAGUACGGACUGGAGAUGGACGCGUUCAGCAGCGUCCGUUACAUCGGCACACAGACUGUCUCCCCUCCCACCAACUUCAGAGAUCUGCGCGCAGCGAUCGUUGCAGAACUGAAUAACACUGCAGUGCGCAGUCCUCGCAGUCCGCAGUUGGUCUUUACCACACUUAAGAUACUGAAUGACAAGUUCAGUGGCAGACUUGACAACAAGGGGCCCCCGCUGUUCCCCGACCAGUACUUCACUUGCCCUGCCGUGUGUCUGUCUUGUGACCGAAGGUGUGACCUCAGCAUGGGACAUAUGAGUGAGAACCAACCACACACCAACAAACACAAGUGCAGAUUCCAACAUCAGUUCAACAACUGCCUCUACCUUUGCAAGGCUUGCCAUACUCAAGGCAAGGAAGUCAUAGUCUCGCCUGAAUACUCAUCUAGCAGUGAAACGUCUUGGUUUGGACUUGCUAAGUACGCUUGGUCAGGGUACGUCAUAGAGUGUCCCCAUUGUGGCGAGAUCUACCGAAGCCGUCAGUUCUGGUACGGGAACACUCCACCAGAGAUGACUGCCGUGCGUUCCGAGUACACUCACGUCUGGCCUGGGAGCCCUUGCAGUGCGUUGAGCACGCAGAACUCAGCCCAGCGAGUUAUAGAUAGCAUGAGUUAUGUGUUUGAUGGAGUGGUUAACGUAAGCUCGCCCCCCACCAAAGCCCUAACGUCUUUCUUGGCAGAUCAGAUAGCUCCUAAGUAUUGGAGGCCCAACCAUGAAAUUCGGAGCUGCUGUGUCUGUCGACGAGUGUUUGGUGCUGGCGACACCAAACAUCACUGUCGUGCCUGUGGCGAAGGAGUCUGUGAGGACUGUUCAUCACACUCUCGCACAGUGCCUGAGAGAGGUUGGGAGUACCCGGUCAGAGUGUGUGACAAGUGCUACAAAAAUAACGGAGACGUCAGUUCGGAGUCCAACACCAGUCUUGGGGCAGAUGACGCUGAAGUGAGAGCUCGCAAGUACGGAGAAACUACAGUCAAUGCUGUCAGCUCGGUCAUGCAAUAUGUGCUUGAGUAUCCAAAAUCUGUCAUCAAGGACUCAGCUAGGCCGAGCUACUGGGUGCCAGACGUUGACAUCAAGGAGUGUUGCGUCUGCUCCACCUCGUUCGCUCCCCCCCGCCUCAGGCCCCAUCACUGCCGAGACUGUGGCGGAGGUGUGUGUCCCCGCUGCUCCUCUCGUCGCCGUCCCGUCCCCCACCGAGGCUGGACAGAUCCUGUCCGCGUGUGUGACAAUUGCGCCAAGAAAGAUUAACCCUACAUUCCCCCUUAGUUCACUUUCAGGUACAUUUCGGAACCCCAGUUUUCCAGUUUGGGAUGUUAUUUUUAUGGCAAAAUUUGUGGCUUGGUUCAGUAUAAAAUUGUUUUCCUGUCUAGUUGAAGUUGAUAGUUUAAACUGGUGCGAAGGGGUCUUUUUAUUUUAAAGUGAUCUUUCAAUGAGUAUGAAGUUUAAUAUGUGAUCGUUAUGGUAAAACUUCGAUAUAUCAAAAUAAAGGGGCGAGACAGUUUCCAUUUAAAGGAUUUUUAUCACAUAAUUAAUAAUUGGAGUUUAAUGAUUCCGACAUCUAAAACGGAAGUUUUAAAAGUUAUUGUAAUAAAUUUUCAGUUAAAAAUCCACAACUAGCCUACUGUUUACAAAAAAUAUUUUUCUAAAAAAACAAUAAAAUUUUUUUUACCAUAUGACAUUUGUGUUGUCGUCUGCUCCAUUAAAUUCCUAUGGCCAAGCCGGCCAACUACAUACACCAAGAGUAGUUCCUGGUGCUUAGCUAAUUUUUCUAUUGAUUUGAGUAUUCUAUUUUGGCUUAGGUUAGCCUGAAUUUUGUUCUCAUUGAGAAAGAAUGAAUUAAUGUAUAAUUAACUUGCCUAUGAAAAAGUCUCAGGCAAUUGACAGCACAACAAAAUCAAAACAUAAUGAUUUCAUAUUUUGCUCCUACACAAAAAUCAGAGCGCUCUUUCUUCUAAAAGCUAAAAAUGCACAUGUUUAAAUCUCUUUAUCUUUUAUUAAAGUUUACUGUUCUAACUUUUAUUUAGCUGCAAAUAAUUUUCUAAAUUGCAGUGUGAUUGAAAACUAUUGAAGGUGCAUCCUAUUUAAAAGAUUUUACAGUGAGAUUUUUGUGUCCAUAUUAUCUCCCAAACUGGAAACUUAAGUCAACAGUAUUUCAGUAAAGAAGGCUGACUAGGUUUUAACUUGUUAAUUUUGGAUAUUUUAUUUCUAGUAAAUUUCAGGCCAAAUGACAGUUCAGAAUUGAAUUAUGCAUUAUGAAAAACUUUCUUUUCAAACUACUUAAUUGUAUUCUACUGUGUGAACCUUUAGUCUUAUAAGUAUUGAAUACAUUGAAUUACCUUUAUUGUAUUUUUUAUCCUGUUUUUCGUAAAUGGUCGUAUACUCUAGAGGCAGUUAGGGUUUGGAAGAAAAGGUUUUGUAGAAAUCGCUCAUUUUGUUAUUUACUUAAGUAUGUUUUACAUUUUUAGUUAUUUGUUCACAUAUAUUAUAGCCAGUGAACAAGAUUAUAUUUCUGAAAUCAUUGAUACAUUUUCACUUUCACUAAAAAUGCCCAUAAUUAUUUUUCAAUCUUUAAUAACUUAAACAUAUUUUAUUGGGGUGGGCGAGUAGUGACUUUGAGUUGAUUAGGGAAUCAAAAAUUAAAGGAGAGAAAAGUAGCAUAUGAGUAGUUUUUAUUAGUAUACGUGAAAUAUGUUUGUCGAUAUUAUAGAAUUAUUUCAAUUACCAUGCAGUGACACUGUUCAUUCGUUAAGCCUAUUGUUUAUUAUUUACCUAAGGUUAACAAACAUAACUUGAUCCUUGAAAGUGGUUUUGGCUUUUAUAUUUUGUGUGAGCCAUGAGUACUUUUCAUAAAAUCUUGUUGCCCACCCUUAUCAUAAAAACUUAGCUAUAACAUUUUGAUUUCACUCGAAAAAAUGUUUUAGCAAGUAUUUCACUGCCACGAUAACUAAUCUUAAUAACUAUGGUACGUGACUUGAACAUUUGUGGAUACCGGUACAGCAUUGUCUCACAGCGUAGAAACCACCUAGCUUUGUAACUGGUUCAGAGUUAGGGAUCAAGCUGGUCUCUUAUAGAGCUCAGUACUUCAGUCCCCAAGGUCCCAGGUUCAAAUCCUGCCAAUCACCAAUAGAUUUUAUCUAAAUUGGUAAUGCUGCGAGUACCUCCAAACCUAGCCUGAAGUAAUGUGGAAAAACAAUCCCGUGCUAGAACCUUGAGGAAUGAAAAAAAACUGUCUUAAUUUUUUAACGGGAAAUUGAUUAAGUAAUUGAUUAGUCAACAAGGGUACAGUGUUCUUCGCAUUUUGUCGGUCACUUACCAUAGGUUUCUAGGUAGUCAAGGCAGUGAUAAUCAACACAAUUACAUAACUUGUAGCUCACCACGGUGUUUUUAUAGAAAAAUAUAUCUGGUCUCAUUGUAUAAUCUUAGCAAACUUAGUUUGCAACCAUGCUGCUCCAAUUUAGAGUAUGGAAAUUUCACAUUGUGAGGUUACCAGCCUAUGAAUUCCUUCACUACAUUCUAAACUAAGUUUUCUUAUUUAAUAUCAGUAGUUGAAGCAGGUUUUGUGAGAUGAAUUUAAUCGUUCAGAAUCAAUGGAUAUAUUUAUCAAAUUACUCUUUUGGAUUGUUUUAUUUUUUUAUAAGUAAAUAAAUGCAUUUAACAAUUUCAUUGCAUUUUAACCUUAUAGCACAAUUGCGUACCGUUCCUUCUUUUUUAUUACAUUUUUAAUUGUAAAUUUUAACUGUUUAUACUUUAUAUGAAUUUGAUUUAUCUGUUCGACCCAUAACCGCAAUGUACAAAACUGUAAAUAAAACCGAAACUCCUGUGAUAUGUUGAAAUUGAAUACACUGUGACACAAAUUUUAUUUAUGUGAGAGUAACCUGUAUCGUCUCACUUUAUUUUCAUUGUGUAAACAUAAAUAUAUAGCGGUAGUCCAUUAGGUGUGGAAUAAGAUUUAUAUUUUGUAAGGCAAGAUUCGAUGUGCUGCUGUAUGUUAUGAAUGCACACGUGAGAAAACUAUGAACCUUGUACUGUGUCUACAGAAUGCAAAGAUAAUCGUAUACCAAGGGUUAGAAUUUACUUAUUGAAGGGUUUUUGUUUUGAUGGUUCAGUUACAUGUCUGUAAAUCUAUAAGAUGACAAAAAGUUAUCUUGUACACACAAAUCAGAAAAUAUUUUACCAACUUAAUUUUAUACCUGUUUUACUGUUAUAUUCUACUAAUAGGUAUUACAGUGUUGUUAAAACAUUUAGCACAUAACAUUGUUGACAGCAGUGCUAAGGUUCAUUAACAUAAGUUGUGCAAAGUCCAAAUCUGGACAAGGAAAGGCUGUGAAUGGAUUACUUCAGUUACGCACAUUUGUAUUUUGGAAAUAGACUUGUAAUUAAUUGUUUGUAUCUCGAUAAAUAAAUACAAAUUAACAAGA
Molecule: messenger RNA, 5750 nt
Organism: Macrosteles quadrilineatus (aster leafhopper)
Lineage: Eukaryota; Metazoa; Arthropoda; Insecta; Hemiptera; Cicadellidae
Product: zinc finger FYVE domain-containing protein 1-like
Exons: 12
Coding region: 430-2580 (716 amino acids)
Molecular function (GO): GTPase activity; metal ion binding; GTP binding
Source: RefSeq, a predicted model, not a curated record